Messenger RNA from Trichobilharzia regenti, 363 nucleotides. The record is from the annotation of a GenBank genome assembly. Lineage: Eukaryota; Metazoa; Platyhelminthes; Trematoda; Strigeidida; Schistosomatidae.
AUGUCCGGUGACAUCGUUGCUGCCUCACUUGAUAGCAAGACCAUUGAAUUGUUUUCCGGUUAUGGUAAAAAGUUGAUGCAUUAUGAAUCAUUGUAUGGUCACGAUGGUAGAGCAUCAACUGUACACUUUAUAAAUGAAACAUUACUAGUCAGUGGUUCAUGUGAUGAAAAUAUUUUUGUAUGGAAUAUUGAGUCAGAAGCUUAUGGCCAAGCUACAUAUCACGGUGAAGAAGUGAGCGCCUUUGAGGGUAGACGGCUUGAUCGUCUUAUCGUCGCGGAUUCCUCUCCUGUAAUUAAAGAAUACUCUGCUUGCUUUUGUGGUUAUCAUUCUUUUUUAUUCUCCCCUUUUCAUGUUCUCAUUUGA